AUGGGUGGGUGUAGCAGCAAGGCGAGCUAUUUACCUGAGGAUAUUCUGGAACAAAUCCUGUGUAAGCUUCCUGAAAAACCUCUGGUCAGAUUCAAAUCUGUGUCCAAAGCAUGGCGCUCUUUGAUCUCUCAAAUCUGCCUCCGUUAUCCCCACAGAUCCGUGCUCGGACUCGUGCUCCGAACUCACAAAGUUCUUCGCCGGUGUGGCAGCAUGAUCGAGUACAUUGCCCGGACUUCGCGCCACCCUUGCCUCACCCAUUUUAUAUCGGACCACCUCCCGGAAAAGUGGUACACGAUGCGCGAGUCGAUUCCUGGUCACUACUUGUCUAUCCAGGAAAGAAAUGGGGGCCCAAAACUACUCGCGUGGGAAGAAUGCCUCGGCUUGUCAAAGCUUCCCUUCAAGCCCAGCCCAGAUGACCUGGUCUCGUGCUGCAAUGGGCUGCUCCUGUUCGUCGACAUUGAGACCUCCCAAUAUUACAUCUCCAACCCUAUGACCGGGCAGUGCGUGCCGAUCCCCCAGCCUGCAUGGGCCCAGGAGAGGCUCCUCUUCGCGGCCCUUGCGUUCGACCCAUCCCGAUCGUCCUCCUACACCGUGAUCCGGUUUGCGUGGCGCACGACCAAGCCGGACAUGGUUCUGGACAUAUACACCUCAGCCGACAAAAGCUGGUCGAGCCAUGAGCUGGAGCUGGACCCGUGCAUGACCAGACUCAACAUGAUGAGGCCCGCAACCUACUUCGAUGGGGCUAUGUUCCGGUUGUCGCUGACGUGGCACAUUGUGCGGUUCGAUUUUUCUCGGGAACUGGCGGGGGUCCGCGUGGCCCCUCUUCCGCUGUCGUACAAACAGUGCAAGGGGCUGAUGGGGUCCAUGGGGGUGCUGGCAAGCAAGCUGUGCUACUCGAACGAGUUUGAGGACGUGCUUCACGUGUGGUCGCUCAGGGAUUGUUCCCUUGAUGUCAAGAGCAGCUCGUGGGAAUUGAGGUAUAGGAUUGACAUAUAUGACUUGACUCGCGGCAUGGUCCUCAGUGGGGAGUGUUGGCCCCCCAUCUCUAAGUGGGUGGAGACAGUUGCUUUUCAUCCGAGUGCUAAUGUUUUGUACCUUGGGACUCCUCGUGUGAUCCUUACAUAUGAUUUGGAGAGCAACGUGCUGGAAGAACUGACUAGGAUCGAGAGGGACGGUUUUCUCCCUGGAUGUUACUGUGCUGCCUUGACUUGCGUUCGUUUUUCUGUCCCUUUUGAUGAAGCCGGAAAUAUUUGUGCUCCCAAUUGCUAG
Striga hermonthica is the source of this 1269-nucleotide messenger RNA. The record is from the annotation of a GenBank genome assembly. NCBI's taxonomy places the organism in Eukaryota, Viridiplantae, Streptophyta, Magnoliopsida, Lamiales, Orobanchaceae.